AUGGAUUCUAGAACUGAACUCAUGGCCUUCAUGACUAUUUCAAGACAUUGUCUUCAUCUGGGCAUUAUGGGCUGGAUGACAAACACAAGUAUUCCAACAUUGUCUAGAGUGCUUGUUGCCUGGUCUGUUUUUUUAGUUGAGUUGUUUGAAAGUAUUGAUCUAACACCAUUGCCAGGGGAAAGAGAAGCCUUCAUCCCUAAUGAAUUUGAAAGUSCUGGAUUUGGGGACACAUCUUGUCUUGGAGAUUGCACUGAGACACAGAUCUCAGCCUCAGAAAACUUUGAUCUCAAUAAUAUAACUUUCAGUCAAUAUAAAAAUCAUACAACUGGAAAAACUGCAGUGUGGAUCACCCCUCAAGGAACUCUAUUACAAUGUAGUGAUACAUACCCUGGAACAAUAUCUGAUAGUGAUAUCACAGAACAGUCUGGAGUUCUUGAUAUGGUGGAUAAAGGAAGUAUUGUAUUAACAGACAAAGGAUUCGGCAUCACUGACCUGUGCCUCAAGAAAGGUUUGCAUCACAACCGCCCACCCCUUAAGUUUGACAUUCAAUACGACGAAACUGACAUCAGUAGAAACUUUGAUAUUGCUWYACUUAGAAUAUAUAAUGAAAACUACAUAGGUAGGAUGAGAGACUGGGCAAURCUGAAUGCUUGCUGGCCCUUAAACAGAAUUGAUAUUCUUUGUUAUGUACACAAGUUGCUUGCAAACAUUGUGAAUAUUUUUAAGAAGCCCAUUGGACCAAAAGAUACUUGA
This is a messenger RNA of Exaiptasia diaphana, 753 nucleotides long. RefSeq lists its product as uncharacterized. NCBI's taxonomy places the organism in Eukaryota, Metazoa, Cnidaria, Anthozoa, Actiniaria, Aiptasiidae. The record is from RefSeq and is a predicted model, not a curated record. The transcript has a single exon. Bases 1 to 753 code for a protein of 250 amino acids.